AUGCGUCUUCUAGAACGCAACAACGAUGGCGAGUUCAGCCUGACCAAGGACUUCGGCGACCACGUCUUUCGGUAUGCCAUACUUUCGCACACAUGGGGAGCAGAUACAGAGGAGGUCACCUUUAGAGACCUGAUGGAUGGCACAGGUAAGAGCAAGGCUGGCUAUGGCAAGAUUCGAUUUUGCGGAGAACAGGCCAGACGCGACGGCUUGUACUACUUUUGGGUAGACACAUGUUGUAUCGACAAAUCGAACAAUACUGAACUUGCAGAGGCCAUCAACUCUAUGUUUCGCUGGUACCGCGAGUCGACUAAAUGCUACGUCUAUCUAUCAGAUGUUUCGAUAACGAAACCGAACACAAGUACUCCAUUGUCCGAGUUUACUUGGGAAUCAGCCUUUCGGGCAAGUAGAUGGUUUACACGGGGUUGGACCCUUCAAGAACUGCUUGCCCCAGAUUCAGUUGAACUCUUCUCCCGAGCAGGCAAGCGACUAGGCGAUAAAAAAACUCUAGAGCAACAAAUUCAUGAGAUAACAGGAAUUGCUGUUUUAGCACUUCAAGGAGCCCCUCUGUCCCAGUUCAGAGUCGAUGACCGAUUGCUGUGGGCAGAAAAUCGGCAGACCGCGCGCAAAGAAGACAAGGCGUACUCGCUACUAGGUAUAUUUAACGUCUAUAUGCCGCUUAUCUAUGGCGAAGGGAGAGAUAAUGUGUUAAUCCGGCUCAGGGAGGAGAUCGACAAAUCUUCAAGGAAACUUGAUCGUCUUCCAUCUCCCAAACAACAACAUGAAUUGUAUAUUACAGAAGGGACAUCAUACAGGCCACUGAAAUACUCAUGCCCAAAUUUUACCGGCCGUGCAGACUUUAUUAGCCGAUUAAGAGAUUUCUUUGGGCCCGAGACGACAUCGCGGCUCCGCAGGAGGGACUUCGUACUAUAUGGUUUAGGCGGCUGUGGCAAGACGCAAAUAUGCCUGAAGUUCGCGGAAGAAAGCACUCACAUGUUUUGGAAGAUAUUCUGGAUCGAUGCGACAAGCGCUACGACUCUAGAUUUAUCAUUCAGGGAGAUUGCUCUCGAUCCAGCAGCCACAUAUGAUGGAGUAGAAGACUCGAUAGAUUCGAUUGUUCGGUGGCUUUCUCGUCAGGACAAAGAGUGGCUUGUGAUUUUUGACAAUGCCGACGAGGAACCAGAGACUGUUGAAAGGUUCCUUGCCCCCAGUAAUCGUGGAAACACUUUAAUUACAAGCAGAAACCCGAAUAUGCGUCAAUUAGUGCACGAAGGAGCGUUUGCACAAGUUGAACAAAUGGAAGAAGGAGAGGCGAUUUCUCUCUUGUGCAUGGUUGCUCAUAUUACUAACCCAUCCGAUGAGACCCUUGCCAGGCUGAGGUUGAUAGUCAAUGAGCUUGGAUUUAUCCCCCUUGCCAUUCGCCAUGCCGGGGUCGCGAUUGCGCAUGGAUUUUGCAACUACCGCGACUACCUCGAGAUGUUCCACCAGCACCCUUUGCGACUACUUGCUCAUCCAUCCUUUAAGGGGGCAUCACAAUAUGACCUCAAUUUAAUUGCUACCUGGGAGACAUCUCUUGUCGCAAUCCAGGGGAAUGCCGUCACUGAGGGAGGCCAAGUUCUCAACAGCGCACUCCACAUUUUCCGGAUUUUUUCAUUCUUCCACCCAAACGGUAUAAUGGACGACAUUUUUAGAAGAGCUGCAAGCUUUGGCGAUGCACUACCGCCAGACGAAAAUUUCUCUCCGGCCUUAGGGCUACCAGAAGCAAGGGACCAUCUCCCAAGGCAUAUCCUUCCAACCCACGAACAAGGCGGCUGGGACCCAAUUAUAUUCAAAGAAGCGAUCAGAAUGCUCUUGAAGCAUUCGUUCAUCCAAAUUGAUGUCUCGAAUGGUGUAUAUUCAGUCCAUCCUCUGGUACAAUACUGGGCGAGACACCGAAUGACGAAGGAAGAGCAAGCGGAUGCUUUCCGUACAGCCACUGCCCUUUUGGCCACUGCAGCUGGGUCACGAAGCACCGAGGAAAAUUACACAUUCCGCCGGCAGCUGAUCCCUCACGUGCAUGCUUUGUAUCAGUUCCGAGUCGAAACAGGUCUUCCUGACCAGUAUUAUGAUGAUGCGUCCAAUUAUUUUUGGACUUUAUAUGAAGAGAAUGAGUACUGGAAGGAUGCAGAAAAAUUAGGGCAGACAGUGAUGAAGAAAAGACUUGGCGUCCUCGGAGAGACCCACCCGAGCACGGUUGAAUCUAUGGCUCGCCUAGCUCUGACUCUCCGACAACUCGACUCUGGGAAGGGGCUGAAAAAUUGCAGCAGAAGGCGCUAG
Mollisia scopiformis is the source of this 2313-nucleotide messenger RNA. RefSeq names its product HET-domain-containing protein. The record is from RefSeq and is a predicted model, not a curated record. Lineage: Eukaryota; Fungi; Ascomycota; Leotiomycetes; Helotiales; Mollisiaceae. Bases 1 to 2313 code for a protein of 770 amino acids. Gene Ontology annotation, molecular function: protein binding; ADP binding. The transcript has 3 exons.